Messenger RNA from Cylindrotheca closterium, 3618 nucleotides. Lineage: Eukaryota; Bacillariophyta; Bacillariophyceae; Bacillariales; Bacillariaceae. The record is from the annotation of a GenBank genome assembly.
AUGAGCAAAGUCGUUGAUAAAUCAAUAUUUGAUCGUGGGAUAUCAUGGCGAAUGCUUUUGCUCUUAAGUCUCAUUGCUUCAAUACAAGAUGCUUCCCGAUUUGCGGUCAGAGCCUUUUCUAAUUUCCGUCCUUCUCAGAGAAGCCUCUAUCCUACCUCUUUUGUUGAAACUUUCAGGGGCCCUUAUUUGGGCUCGUCGUCGUCGUCGUCGUCGUCAAGAAUCCCACUCCAUGCCCGCACAUCGUCAAAGGUUGACGCGGCAGGAACCUCCACCAAAGUGCUAUAUCAGAAAGUCAUUCGACCACCGCCAAGUCUACCAGACAUUUUGUUUCUAGGAUACCUUGUCGAAUACCUGGAAAGCUAUUUCGAGCUGCCAAACGGUCUUCCAAUGAUUUAUGAGACCAACAAACCGAAAAAAGAAGCUCAGUACAUUAUCGAGGUCGAUUCGCCGUUGAGUCCAGCCUCGGAGGUCACUCGUAUGGAAAUAGAAGUAGUGGGAAUCUACACGACCAGUAAAGACGACAAAAAAGACAAAAACGGUAAUAAGUCCACGUCCCCAUCUACCCCAAAUAUGGCCAUGGUCGUCGUCAAAAAGAAAAAGGACCCACAAUCUUCCAUUCCUCCCAUGAUGGAAAACUUGUUCACCGAUUCGGAAAAAAGAAUCCUCAAGGCGUUGGAUCGUGGACUGGAGGACUUUGUGCAAGGAAAGAUUCGAUUUCGGGAAGAUGUCGACGUGAAAGACAAGAAGAAGAUUCCAAAUUUUCGAACCGCCGAACAGGUCAUUGAAGCGGAGUUGAUGGAUGAAGCACCAUCCUCCAAAUCGAGGUCGAAAACAGAUCCUGAAGAUGUUGUGGUAGAAGCAUAUGCAACCUUGGACGAUGGUGACAAGGACAGUCAAGCCAAACACAAAACACAGGAAAAGAGCAAACCAAAGGUUCAUGAUAAAACGACACAAGGGGAAAAUACAAAGAAGCCUGAAACAAAGAGCGAGAAGCCAGUUAAGACCAAGGCUGCAAAGGCCAAAAAGGGAGGUAGUAACUCAGUCGCGGCAACUAUACCCACCGCUGGUUCCGAGCCGGCUGGACUCGACUUUGCAGUCCGGGCGGCAAAACAAGCAGCUGCCAAACGAAAGGCAAGGGUUGCCAAACAAGAAUCACCUGCUACCGAAGAUUAUGCCGUGGCAGCGGCACGUAAAGCUGCUGCCAUAAAAUCGCCUCCCGAAGACUUUGCUAUUGCGGCAGCGCGCAAAGCUGCUGCUGCUACGGGGAAAAAGAAUACCACCACCAUGUUGAAGGUCGCCAAACAAAAGGAAGCAUCCAAGACGGCUAGGACUCCUGUCAAGGGGGCCGCACGACCACAAGUCAUCGAAGAGCAAGCAAAACCAAUCGCAAUGCCCGAAGUUGAAGACAAAUCUCCUCCUGCUCUUUCGCGUGACAAUCUGGCACAAUCAAGGUCGUUUGGGUACACUAUUUCACGACCUUCGGAAAGGGCAAAGAAGGGCAAAACCAAGACAGCUGCCAAAAAGACUGCAUCAAAGGUAAAGAAAGGUUCCGGCUCGAAGGUGGCUUCUGCUUCAUCGGCAGAUACUCCCAUAGCAAAGUCCCAAGGCGGGUCAGGAGUUCCGUCAACAGCAGCGGUUCCAACCAAUAGCAAGGCAAAACCCACAGCAAAGACCAAUGCAAAACCCAUCCCACAGGAAGCUGAGACAACAGAAGUCGCAGAUGACAAGAAGAUGGAAUCCAAACCCAUGCCAUCGAGAGAACAAAUGGAACUUGACGUUAUGAAGGCUGCUAAAGAGGUGAUUGAAGAAAUGGUUGAAGAUAGCGAAGACAUGACUGCAGAGGAACUUCUCAGGGAUGUUCUAAAGUUUGAUGAAGAGGAGAAAAAAAGUAAUGAACCCGGAAGUGGGUUUGUAAGUGGUGCCUUCGAAAAGGCGAAGGAAAUCAUGCAAGAUAGAUAUCGACAAAGACAGAGAAUGGAUACCAAAAUAUUCGAUGGUUCCAAGCCGAACAUUGCAGACCCGAAUCAGUUCCCAGUUGACGCUGAUGCUCCUAGCAGCGAAGAAGAAGAGUUGAGACGCAUGUUUCAAGCUGGCGAGCAAAUUGCCGAUACCAGGAUCACAAAGUCAAUCAAAGACAAUGUUGAUUUGGGUUACGGACUGGGAAAUUCCGAAGACGAAGUUGACCAACUUAUUGCCAACGAGAAGUCUAUUUCAAACUAUGCAAAAGUCCUCGAUGAUGAGCUAAUUGAAUUGGAGCUACAAAUUAACCCCACCCCGGGUGAAGAAUUGGAUGGCCCCAUGAAAAACCCAAUGUUCGAUGUGAUGUCUGGACCAGAAGUUUACAACCCAAACACGGAUAUGGAUGACGUGAAUUACCCUGGAGCUUUGCCAGGAACAAAAGAGUUGCGUCUACCUAAACCAUUGAAGGAGGUCAAGAAGCAAGCUGAAUUUGCAACGGGUGUACUCAAGAAAUUGCGAACUGUUGAAACUAAGGACGACAACGGAAGUGUUGGCGCAAAGUAUUUUGUCGGAGAAACGGAAAUGACACUUAAGCAACUAACUGAUCUUCAAUCAGUCGUUUCCGAAGCUUCUCAAAUUGGUAUUAUCACUGACCCUGUCACUCUGAUGAAAGAAAGCUCAAGGCUACAACUUCUGGUGGAUGAACUUUGGAACCAACCAAAGGAGCGUUUUCGAGAAAUUGCGGAAAACUACAAGGACUUGAUCUUGUCAGACAAUUUUGUUUCACUCGUAAAGGAAAGAAUGCAAAAUAUGGUGGAGCGAGAUUUGGAUGCAUUUCGUCGAGAUGACGAGAGUCUCAAGGAGCCUCAUGCAAGAGAACGGGAAAUUUUGGGCGAAGUCGUUGUGUAUGCACAAUUGCUAUUGAAAGAGGUCCGAGCGCUUGGUGCCGAGCUUGAAGCGCAACAACUUGAAGUCGUUCGAUCGAUUUGUAAGGUUGCUAUGGACCCAAGAUAUACUACAGAGGAAGAAACCGCAAUGGCUUUGACUGACGCUGUGAGAGACAUGCGCCCGCUGCUGGAUGAUAUGUUUGUUGCCUACUUGAAGUAUGCAGUAGUAGAAGAGAAAGGUCGCCUAGCUCGAGCGGGUUUGUUAGAUGAUCCAGAACACAACCAAUGGCUUUUUGUUCUACAAAUUGUACAGCAAGGCGUCUACAAUGAGAUUGCGAUUGGCAUCAAUCGACACAUUGAUCAUAUCGGAUAUGUUAUUAGGAUGAAGACUCCACGACAAAGGAGAAUGUUACUCGAGAAACUCAUUGAUGUCAUGCCAUCAUUGGACGUUCGUCCAUUUGUCCAAGUGGUGGAGAAUAUCGUUGGGGCUUUGGGAGACGGCGCAAAAGGCGAAUUUGAUGGAAUUGAUACUCUUGGUGGUUGGGCAAAUGAACUGCUCCAAUUGCAUAGGGACGUGAAAGAACUACUUCCACCAGAGAGGAUCGCACUAAAGGCUCGAGAUGCCGACGAAUGGGCAGAAAGGCAGCGACAGCGGUUGCUAGAUUUCCGAAAGGUAUCAAGACAACGACUUCAGGCUGCAAACGACAAUGCCCACUUGCAAGAUGAAAUUGAAGCUUUGGGAAAACGCGGUGAAAUUGAAAGAAUAGAGUAG